UAAAUAUGUAAAUGCUAUCCUAUCCUACAUACAGAUAGCCUUAUGGUGAUGUAUUUCUGUCACUGCAAUAUUAUAUGAGUCAGUGAGUGUAUGAUGAUGUAUGAGCCAUCUCUUGCUCAGGCAAUAUGCAUUGUUCAUCGAUCAACAAAAUAUUUGCAUCAAUUAUUAAGCCUACCAGAGAGGGCUUUUUGGAUUACUGUUCCUAUUUCAUCAUCGUCAUUGCUUUAAUUGGAGUAGCGAGGGUAUGGAUUGGUGGAUCAACAAUGAGAAUUAAUUGCCCCCAAGAACUUUUUGAAAAGUCUGACCAAUUUCCGAAAGAAUUUGGCACUUUGGUAUAUACAUCCAGGCCAUCACCUCUUCAAUCUGAUUUGGAAGAAAAUGAAGAAUUAUUAUCAGGAAAUGGGAAGUUUAAUGAAUUUACAUCACCAGAUAAUGUAGGUGUGAACAAGUUGAACGAAUCAUUGAAUGAAUCAGGGUCAAUUGUCCAAUGUGCAAAAUAUUAUCAAACAGUAUUUGCUUAUAUUCUUCUUGUUGAAUCUACUAUUCUACUGUUUUCAGGAUUGAUAUGGGACAAGGUACCUAAAGUAACGCACACUCUAAAGAGAUUCACUGAAAUUGUUGAGGAGUGCCAAGCAAGUGACUGGGUUAAAAAUGCAUUAAACAUAAUCACUGAUAAACGUCAAUCUUCUGAUAUUUCUCAAUCUCUCUACUCGGUUAUAAGCAGUGAAAAUACAAUUUAUGAUAUGAAGUCUUUACUCGACACAUUAUUUCAUCCUAAUGGAGACUAUAAAGCUAAAGCAAAAGCUAGACAUUUAUAUGAGAAAGUACAGACUUUCUGUGAAAGCCAUUCAGUGCAAACAAAUAUAUGGAACACAUAUAUAAUCAAGUCACUGUUACAAUUUAUUUUAUGGAUUACUAUCUUCAAUAUUAAUCUUGUUUUAUUUGUCACUCUCGAAUUUUAUUAUAUAUGUCCAGAAGAUUCUAUAGUACCCUGUGAUCAUGAUACAUUUUUAAGAAUAAUUUGGUUUAUGGGUCAAACUGUGAUUUUAAUUUAUGGUGUAUUCAACUGUAAAACAUUGAAAUGGAUUAAUGAAAAAUCAAUUGUGAGACGAAGAUCAUGCUGCAAUAUAUCCAGCUGCUUACGAAGACAUAGAACACUGUAUACUUCAGAUGAUACACCACUGUUGACUUGCAGGGCUUUCAGGUUUUCUGAUAAUCCUCCAGUAUUUAACGAUGUUGCAAUUUUACUCCAUUUAUUUGAAGAAGCUUGUCCUAAAAUUCUUCCUUAUUUUGUUGUUUUUAUGUUUCCUGAAUGGAAGGAAAAACUGACGUCAUUUGCAAAUCCAGUGCAAAUGUCGGAAAUGCCCUUAAGAUCAUCUAUGCAAAUGUUAUCCGGUAGACCUCCCCCAAUAAUUGAAAUCACUGACAUUCCACUACUCCCUGAAAUAGAAGAAAAUAACAGACCAGAUGUUUUAAAAAAGAAGGAAAAACAGCCAUCGGUUACAUUCUUCAUUGAAAGCGAACUAGAAGAUUUUUCUCAUAUGCUAUCGGUGAAAAAUGAUACGAAGACUCAAUCUUUUCAUACUAAAAAAGUAUCAUCUGCAUAUCAAUCUGCUACUCUUCCUGCAGUUAAAUUUUCACCCCUCACCCAAAUCAUUGAUUCCAACAACUCCAAUCAUAACGCAAUAAGUAAUUCUGUCGAAACAUUCCCAAAUUCUAUUAAAGAAAUCGAUUUGUCAUCAACUUCAAGAAAUCAUGUUGUACCUGUAAAAAUACAGUCUGGUUCAAGUGUCAUAAAUGCUGAUGAAUUGACCACUCUCAUCCACAGAACUAGUUCUGCUGACAGUGACUUAAGAUCACUCAAUGCCACAGAAUCAAAUUCAGGUGAUGCUUCUGAAACCCAUCCAUUGUUAGACUGAUAUCAUCAAAUGAAUUUUUUUGGCAUAUUAUUGGCUAUUCAGGAUAUGCAGAAAUGAACCGCAAUGCAAUAGAUAGAUUAAAAUGUAAAAUGGAUCUCUAUACAUUACCAGUUUGCCAGACAUCCGUGGUUUCUAAAUGUAAAAUACACAUAUAUUUUUGGGAACCACUUACCGUACUACUUUUUGUAAAAUUUAUAGAGCUGUAUUUUGCUAUAGAAUUACAAUUGUACAAUUGAAAUAUUCAUCGUCAUUCAUACCGAUGUUUUCAGGUCCUGUUAUUGUACAACCUUCGCAUCACAAUAUAUUCACGAUUAAUACAUUUAAAUUAACUUUUCUAUCAAAUAAAAUCUGAUGCACCUCUCCUACCGACUCACUAGCCAAAAACCCAGAUGCAUUAUUUUUUCUUUUAAUUUUAUAUCUGUCACUGUCAUAUCGGUAUUACUGUAUUUUAAUAAUGUCUUCCACAGUUUUUAAUGCUUACUAAUUGGAAUACUGAUGCAUUGGUGCAUCAUCUAAUCUUUGCUGCACAAUUUAUCUACACAUUUGAAAUAAUCAUAAAUAUAAAAACGCUAUUUUCGAUGGGAUAAUUUAUUUAUAAUUAAGAUUCUUUGAAUA
Messenger RNA from Styela clava, 2534 nucleotides. RefSeq lists its product as uncharacterized. The record is from RefSeq and is a predicted model, not a curated record. NCBI's taxonomy places the organism in Eukaryota, Metazoa, Chordata, Ascidiacea, Stolidobranchia, Styelidae.